CGCGGAGGCAACUUUUCUCCGUGCCCGCGGGCGCGGAGGGGAGCGGGGGGACGCCUCCCCGCCCGUUCUAUCUCUCCCUCAUCUCCCGGGGCUGUUUUUUCCUCUUUCCCCCGCCCCCCGUGGUGCCGCCGAGCUGAGCCCAGGCGUGCCCGGAGCCGCGGCCGAAGCGGCGGACAAAGGCGCGGUGGGUGCGCGCCGAGGGCAGCGCUGUCCCCGUCCCCCGGGGCUCCCCCUCCUUCUGCCCGCUCCUCCCCAGCCAUUUUAACUCGGGCCGAUCCGGGUGGCGGCAACUUCACUCGGAGGCAAAACUCGGGCGGGGUCCUCUGCCCUCACCUCCAGGAAGCCGCGCUGCCGUGAGGAUGCCGCAGCUGCCGGGGGCCGGGGGCGGUGGGGGGGACCCGGAGCUCUGCGCUACCGACGAGAUGAUCCCCUUCAAGGACGAGGGGGACCCCCAGAAGGAAAAGAUCUUCGCCGAGAUCAGCCACCCCGAGGAGGAGGGCGACCUGGCCGACAUCAAGUCCUCCCUCGUUAACGAGUCUGAGAUCGCCCCCGGCGCCAACGGGCACGAGGUUUCCAGGCAGACCCAAGCGCAGGAUUCCUACCAUGAUAAAGGCAGAGAGCACCCUGAGGAAGGAAAGCAUCCAGACAGUGGCUUAUACAGCAAGGGACCAUCAUACUCUGGUUAUUCUGGGUAUAUCAUGAUGCCAAAUAUGAAUAACGACCCGUACAUGCCUAAUGGAUCUCUGUCGCCACCCAUCCCCAGAACAUCAAACAAGGUGCCAGUGGUACAGCCUUCUCAUGCGGUUCACCCUCUCACCCCUCUUAUCACCUACAGCGAUGAGCACUUUUCCCCAGGGUCACACCCAUCUCACAUCCCCUCCGACGUCAGCUCCAAACAAGGCAUGUCCAGGCAUCCUCCAGCUCCUGAUCUCCCUACCUUCUAUCCCUUGUCUCCAGGGGGGGUUGGACAGAUAACACCACCUCUUGGCUGGCAAGGUCAGCCUGUAUAUCCCAUCUCGAGUGGAUUCAGGCAGCCCUAUCCAUCCUCACUCUCAGUCGACCCUUCCAUGUCCAGGUUUUCACAUCACAUGAUUCCUGGUCCUCCGGGCCCUCACACAACUGGAAUCCCUCACCCAGCUAUUGUAACACCUCAAGUAAAACAAGAACAUCCGCACAACGACAGUGAGCUAAUGCAUGUGAAGCCUCAGCACGAACAGAGAAAAGAACAAGAGCCAAAAAGACCUCAUAUUAAGAAACCUCUGAAUGCUUUCAUGUUGUACAUGAAAGAAAUGAGAGCGAACGUCGUAGCAGAGUGUACUCUGAAAGAAAGCGCAGCUAUCAACCAGAUUCUUGGCAGAAGGUGGCAUGCUCUCUCCCGUGAAGAACAAGCGAAAUAUUAUGAACUAGCUCGUAAAGAAAGGCAGCUACACAUGCAGCUUUAUCCAGGCUGGUCCGCAAGAGACAACUAUGGGAAGAAAAAGAAGAGGAAGAGAGAAAAGUUGCAGGAAUCAGCAUCAGGUACAGGCCCCAGAAUGACAGCUGCCUACAUCUGAAGCAUGGUGGGAAAAGAAACGCUUUCUCAACUUGCAAAGCAAAGGCGGCGACACCAGGACCCCUUCUGGAGAUGGAAGCUUGUUAAACCCUAGGUGUGUCCUUCAUCCACACAGACCACCCCCAAGGAGUCUGUCCAGGAUGUCAUUCACCCUGAUGUCACUGCUAGAGACACUGAAUCAUAAAGACAAUCACUGCCAAAACCCUUCACUCUCACAAGGUCCAGCCCCAAUAUAAAUAGAAGAAAUGAGCUCCUGGGUCAGCAGAGCAGCUUUUGUCUUCACCUCUGCCUUGCACUCUUAAGCCCCCGUCUCAUCUGUGUCCAUAACAAGUCAGCAAACCAAGUAGUGUGGCUGUCUCUGCCUGCUCCAGCCACCCAAAUAACGUAGAGCACAGCUGCCCCAUACAGCACACCGAGGAAUGGAAUUCGCCUGGACCACGAUGACACACUCUACUUUCUUUUUAUUUAAUGGUGCGACAGGAUCAAUUUUGGUUUUAGCUUUUUUUUUUUUUUUUUAAGAAACUUGAAUGCUUUUAUAUUUUAACUUUUAGUUUGUAAUUUCUUUGGUGUAUAUUUUACUAGGUAUGAGCUUUUAAACAAGUGUUUUCAGAAAUCUGAAUACUUUUUAAAUAAAAGGUGUUUGUGGUUAUUUUCUCUUAUUUUUUAUUUCUGCCAGAGGAAAAACCUGUAUGGACAAAAGGUGGCUUUUUUGUUAAACUAUUUGUAACAAAUAGUGGCCUCUCAGUCUAUAUAAUACAGUGUCCUGUAGAACUAAAUCAAUGUAACAACAGUCAGCUGGUCAGUAGCCACAUCAGUCUUGCAUCAUCUACUCUGUAAACAUAAGCAAUACAUCCAGCAGAUCUGACUGCAGUGAGUUCUCCUUCUCACCCAUUCCCCUUCUCCUUGUAAAAAGCCCAGCACUUGAAUUAUUACUUCAAUUGUUCUGUAUUUGUAUCUGUUUUUGUUAGCCUGUUAGUGGGAUUUUAUGCCAGUUGUUGAAAUGAGCAUUGAUGUACCCAUUUUUUAAAAUAGUAAGGCACAGCCUUUGCCAAAAAUACUGUCAACCAAUUUUAUUUUUUUUUUUUUUGUCAUUCCAGUUUGAGUUAAUGUGCUGAGCAUUUGUUUUUUAAUAAAAGCUUUGUAAUAAAACUGAA
Messenger RNA from Columba livia (rock pigeon), 2706 nucleotides. RefSeq names its product lymphoid enhancer binding factor 1 (gene LEF1). The record is from RefSeq and is a predicted model, not a curated record. The transcript has 13 exons. Gene Ontology annotation, molecular function: RNA polymerase II cis-regulatory region sequence-specific DNA binding; DNA-binding transcription factor activity, RNA polymerase II-specific. Gene Ontology annotation, cellular component: beta-catenin-TCF complex; chromatin. Gene Ontology annotation, biological process: canonical Wnt signaling pathway; regulation of transcription by RNA polymerase II. Bases 360 to 1553 code for a protein of 397 amino acids. NCBI's taxonomy places the organism in Eukaryota, Metazoa, Chordata, Aves, Columbiformes, Columbidae.